This is a messenger RNA of Hepatospora eriocheir, 1467 nucleotides long. The record is from the annotation of a GenBank genome assembly. NCBI's taxonomy places the organism in Eukaryota, Fungi, Microsporidia, Hepatosporidae.
AUGAACAAAUUAAAGCUUUAUAAUUCCAUUACAAGACGAUUAGAAGAAUUUAAGCCAAUUAAUGACAGAGAUGUUAAAAUUUAUAUAUGUGGACCUACUGUUUAUGAUAGUCCUCAUGUAGGACAUGCUAGAACUUAUGUUUCAUUUGAUGUUAUAAGAAGAGUCUUAAAAAACUAUUUCAAUUAUGGUGUGACAUUAACAAUGAAUAUUACUAACAUUGAUGAUAAGAUUAUUAAAAGAGCUAAUGAAAUGAAUAUUGAUUAUAAAGAUUUAACUAAUAAGUAUGAAAAUGAGUUUUUUCUUGAGAUGGAGAAAUUAAAUGUUCUUAAACCAGAUUUUAUUACAAGAGUGGAUGAUUACGUUGAAGAAAUUAAAAAAUUUAUUGAAAAGUUAGAAGAUGAUGGAUUUGCAUAUUUGGCUGAUGAUAAGAGUGUUUAUUUUGAUAUAAAUAAGUUUAAGGAGGCAGAUUUUAAUUAUUUUGUGCUUAGACCGGAAACUAAAAAAAAUACAGUUGUUUUAGAAGGUGAAAAGGAAAGCAGUGUUAAAAGAAAUGAAAAUGAUUUUGUACUUUGGAAACAUUCAAAGAAAGGUGAACCUGAAUAUGAAUCUAAAUGGGGCAUGGGUAGGCCUGGCUGGCAUAUUGAAUGUUCAGUUAUGGCAUCAGAGAUAUUUGGACCUAAACUUGAUAUUCAUGCUGGAGGAGUGGAUUUAGCAUUUCCUCAUCAUGAAAAUGAAAUUGCUCAAUGUGUUGCUUAUUUUAAAGAUAGUAAUUGGACUAAUUACUUUUUACAUACCGGACAUCUUAAUAUUGAUGGAAGAAAAAUGGCAAAAAGUUUAAAGAAUUUUUUUACUAUUUCGGAAAUUUUGGAAAAAGUGAGUUCUACAGUUUUAAGGUUCUUUUUUAUUCAACACUCGUGGGAUGGACCUAUGAAUUAUGAUGUUGGGCAAUUCGAGAGGGCUGAAGUGACUUUAAAUAAGUUUAACACUUUCUUUUCUAAUAUUGAUGCUAUAAUAUUAAGUAAUAGUCUUUUAAAAACAGUUUCUAUAAAUGGAAAUGAUAAACUUAUGUAUCAGAAAUAUAUUAAUUUAAAGCAAAAUGUACACACUGCCCUAUGUAAUAACAUAAACACACCUAAAGUAAUUGAAUUACUCAAUUCUUUUGUAAGUGAAGUUAAUAAAGAAAUUAACGCACUAAACACAGAUAUUCUUAGAUUAAUAAUUAAUUAUAUUAAAGAUAUGCUCAACUUGUUUGGGAUUUAUAAAGAAGAAAAUAAGUCAGAAAGCUUGGUUGAAGAAAAACUGGCAUUAGUUCUAAAUGAUUAUAGAAAUGAUAUUAGGAGAUUAGUUAAGUCUAAUUCUGAUAAAAAAGAAUAUUUUAUUUUGUCAGAUAAUUUAAGAAACAAGGUUAGUGAAUUAGGUUACAUUAUUGAAGAUACUGGCAGUAAAUCAAUUAUUAGAAAGAAAUAA